AUGCGAUGGAACGAAUCAGUUACUUUAAAAUUUGUAAAAAUAUAUAUGAAACACGAAUGCCUAUGGAACCCUACACACCCAGGGUACAAAGUAAAAUACCAAAGAGAUAAAGCCUAUGCUGAUAUUUGUUCUGAAUUUAAACAAGCUACUAUGAAAAUUUUAAGUAUACCUGAAGUAAAAAUUAAAAUUAAAAACUUAAGAACAACUUACAUACAACAAGUGCAUAAAAUACUCCAGAAGUCAAGUCCUAAUUGCAUAUAUGAACCCUCUUUAAUUUGGUUUCAUGAAAUGGAUCGAUGUAUGAAAAAUGUUUCCACCAACCGAAAUUCUCUAUAUAACAAUACCCAAGAGACAUUUGAAGUUGAUUCAUCAUGCCAAAUUUUCGUAGAUCAAGAGCUGGAAAAUGGAAACAUUGAAGAAACAAACCCUGAUCCCCUAAAUGCACAAACUGACACUGAAUAUGACUCAUCAAAACCGGAUGAUUCCAUCUCUCAUAUAAAAAAAGAAAAAGAACACAAAACACCACCUACCUAUAAAAAAUUGAAAAAGAAGAAAAUAAAGCACCGAGUUUCCGAACAAGAUUAUUCCACGGAUUCAACCACAGAAUCGGUUGCUAUGGAGGAUGAAUUUGAUAUCUAUGGGAAAUAUAUUGCUUCACAACUAAGGAAAAUGGAGUUGCAUAAAGCUUUGAGACUUCAGUUAGAGAUUCAAAGCUUAGUGAGCGAAGCAAGGAUUUCGGAUAUAAGCAGUGACUAA
Messenger RNA from Parnassius mnemosyne (clouded apollo), 756 nucleotides. The record is from the annotation of a GenBank genome assembly. Lineage: Eukaryota; Metazoa; Arthropoda; Insecta; Lepidoptera; Papilionidae.